This is a messenger RNA of Limulus polyphemus (Atlantic horseshoe crab), 1106 nucleotides long. It is a transcript of the gene Blos4, whose product is annotated as biogenesis of lysosome-related organelles complex 1 subunit 4-like. Lineage: Eukaryota; Metazoa; Arthropoda; Merostomata; Xiphosura; Limulidae. The record is from RefSeq and is a predicted model, not a curated record. The transcript has 5 exons. Gene Ontology annotation, cellular component: BLOC-1 complex. The coding region runs from base 14 to 493 and encodes 159 amino acids.
UACUUUAAGUAACAUGGCGGAUGGACUAAGAGAAAAACACUUAGAUACAAUUGUGGUGAAAGAGGUGAACGAAAGUACUCCAAGAAAUAGUAUGGAAGCUGAAAAACUUUUAACUGAUUUAGCAGAAGAUUAUUCGAAGUUUCUAAGAACUGAUGUCAAGUUAGAGAAAGGUGUUCUUGAAGAGAAUAUUGAUGAGGUAUUGACUCGACUAGAUGAAUUUUGUGGGUUAGUGGACAUGGUACGAAGUGAUGAUACACUCUGUCUUUCAAACACCUUACCAUCUAUCUAUGCAAAAAGCCUAGAACUAGAAAAGAUUUUUGAAAGGAUUGAUAAACUGGAGGCCUUUAUCGAAAUUGUUCGUCAGAACCUUGAUGUCAUGGAAGAAAAAGUAAUUGGAGCAGAAUAUCUUCUUGGAGGCAGUUCUGUGAAAAAAUUUUUUUCAUCAUUACCAAAACCAAUAUUCUCAGUGUGUUUCUUCCAUGUUAAAUCCUGAGAUAGAACAUAGAUGCAACAGUGAAAUUUUUCCUGCGGCACCUACUGCCAACCCCAUGCCACAGUUAAAGAGUUUUGUUUUAUGUGCACCUUUUUAUUUUGAAUAAAUUAUGUUUUGAAAAGUGCUUUUGAUAAGCCAUUAUAUUAUUCUGGUAAGUCAUGAAACCUCAUGACUUUGUUUGCAAAGUCUAACAUUUUUUCUAAGCAUUGAAUGCUAUAUCUUCAUUUGAUUUCAGGUUCCUAAGGUGUUUAGUGAGUUUUUCAUGGCUUUGAUGUCAGUUAUAGCCAAGUUUUAUAGCAUUUUGUACAUUAGUUAUGUAUGAAGUAGUCCAAGGAACUUCGUACCUUUAAUAUAAGCUUCAUGUCUGAUGCCUGUUUUCUUCGAGGCUCAGUUUGCAGACAGCCAGGGCCUUUUGUAUGUUAUGCACCUCUCUCUCUCUUUCCUUUCUAGAACAGGUUUUGAUAUUUUUAACAUUUUUUCACCCAGAGAAUAGAAUAAUUUAUUUGAAAAAAGAAUAUGUGAAUUAAAAUGCAUUUCAAAUUGAGAGUUCACCUUGAUGGUGAAAGAAAUACUGAUUACUUUUUGAGAAUAAUUAUUCAUAAUAUAAGUAAGA